GUUUUCCACCCUACAAUAAGCCUUUAUAUAUAUUACGUUAAACAGUUAACUUCUAAGUGACACGUAGGAUAAUACCUUAAUCAAAGACGGCUUGAGCCGGGUCAAAAAUCAAUUCAAGUUGUUUCUACCGCCGGUAACCUUUUUUUUCACUUUCCUUUCAUCCUCUUCUCCUUUUGCGCUUUUGCAAUCUGAUAGUUGUUUGUUUUUUCCAAAGAUCAUCACCCUUCACUGGUGUAUUUGCCAGAGCACGCAAUGGUUCGCUCCAAAAGCGUCACUUAAGUUUAUAAAGGAAUCCAUUUUUCUCUAGUUCUGCUACUUUUUUUACCUGCCAGAGAUAUUUGCAGAUAAAUCCCAUAACGAAAUUUUCUGUUUUUGGUUGGUUGAAGAAAGAUAACCCUUAUGUUAAAAAGGGAUAUACAAAGGUAGAUGGAACACAUAAUCGAGCAGGUUACAUAUCUUGUUCGUGGAGCUGUCGUUCUAGAUGCAUAUACUGUUGUUCUCACAUGGUUUAAGCUCUUUCACAUGUAUCAUAUAGCCGUUAGGGGUACACAGAACCAUAAGCCUAGAAGACCUGGUGCACGAUAUUGCAAAUCGUCUUUUGUAUGAUUUAGAGAGCUUAUGGAACUUUUUUGGGACCUCUGAACCUCAACAUGUGUUUGUGCUCUACAUCUUUGGUACCUAAUGUCAUUUUCUCAAUCCAAAAAUAAUAGUACUAUAUUCCUCUUUUCGUGUGAUUAUUGUCUUUGUUUAGAUUUCUGUGGUGUAUUUAAUAUUGUCUUCCUCUUUGUUUUGUUGGCGUUUCUUGGUAUUAUUAUGCAGUGACAUCUGAACGAAUAUAAUGGAGGCUGUCACAUCAAAGUAAAACAAAUGAGAGGUGACUUUUUUCUUCUGAUGUCAGGUACACGUCGUUCCCACUUCUAUAUUACAGCACUACCUUAAUAUAAUCAACAGAAUUUUUAAAAAUCUGCGUUCUGGAUUCAACCCACCUGGUCACUGUCUGUAUACAGUUUUAUGUUCUGAAUGCUGCAUUUGACGAUUGUCUGUAUAUUUCAUAGUGUGUCACUGAUGUGGAAUUGAUGUUUUCUGAGUUUGAGUUCUAUAUCAUCGGUUUAGAGUUUCCCGAGUAAUAUUAUGUGGAACUACAGGAGGGAAACUUCAGUAGCAGAAUUUUACAUUGGUGGUAAGAGAAAUGUGCUUCUCAUAUUUCUUGUUUAGUUAAAUAUCACUUUAAUUUGGAUAUGAAACUUCUGACUUUCCUCGAAGCUGCCACGUUGAAUAACACUUAAUCAAAUUAUAUAUUGGUGUCGGAUGCAAUGAUAUUGCAGUUGACUUCCUUUUUUUUUUCCCUAAUCAAGUCAGGAAGGCUUAUGUGUUACACAUUGGUUUAUCUAGAGUUGAUAAAGAAGUGGACUUCAUAUUUGAUGGUCCAUAUUUAAUUAUUGGUGUGGAGUUUCGUUGUUUCCAAUAUAUCCUAUCAAACAUGUUCUGAUCAAGUCAGGAAGGCACAGUUAUUUUCCUCUUUUCUCUCCCAUUCAGCCACUUUUCUUGCGUAUUGCUGAUGCUUUUUAUCUCUGGUACCUGUAGAGAUGGGAAAUUGCCUGUCCUUUCAGAUAUCCUGUGACCAAACGUUAAAUCACGUCUGUGGCUGCUUAUGUGGAGAUGGAAACUACAUCAAGAAGCUCACGCAAAACCUUGACGAACUUGAGGAUGCUCUAGAAGAACUUGUUGCUACGCGAGUAGAUUUGUCAACAUCAGUCAGGAUAGAAGAACGUAACGGCUUGCAACGGCUUGCAAAAGUCCAACUAUGGCUCUCAAAUGCUGAAGCCAUCGAGUAUGAAGCCCGUGGCUUAAUCCCUUCUCGUACCACUGAAACUGAGAGGUUGUGUAUGAAUGGAUAUUGUUCCAAUAAUUUUCUAUCAAGCUGUGUGUAUAUAUGGUGCAAAGGUAUUUAAGAUGUUGAAGGAUAUUAAGGUACUCAUUACUUCCGGAGUUUUUGAUGUGGUGGCUGAAGUAGUUCCUGUGCCGGUAGAUCAAAGACCUAUCAAGCCAACAGUUGGCCUCGAUAGAAUGCUUGAUGAUACCUGGAAUCUCUUCAUGAAAGAAAAUGUAGGAACUCUGGGGAUUUAUGGUAUGGGCGGUGUAGGAAAGACCACUCUCCUUACUCAACUCAACAACAAAUUUGCAAAACAAAAUGAAUGGAUUUGACAUUGUGAUAUGGGUUACAGUGUCUAGAAACGGACGAGUUGCAAAAAUUCAGGAAGAAAUUGGGAAACGUUUAUCCAUACAUAACGAGAGAUGGGUUCAGAGCGAAGAAGAGGAGAAAGCCUCUGACAUACACAAAAUUCUAAAGAAACAGAAAUUUGUGUUGUUACUGGAUGAUAUAUGGAGUGAAGUAGAUCUACAAAAGAUAGGAGUUCCAUAUCCGAACGAAGAAAAUUAUUGCAAGAUAGCAUUCACAGCUCGUUCAGUGGAGGUGAGGGGGUGCAUGAUGAGGGCCAAUGCUGAGAUGCAUGUCCCAUGCUUAGAACCUGAUGAUGCUUGGGAUCUGUUUCAAAAACAAGUUGGGGAUAUCACAUUAAACUUUCAUGAAGAUAUUCCUCAACUCGCUAGAAAGAUGGCUACUAAAUGUCAGGUCUUGCCACUUGCACUAACCGUCAUUGGUGGGGCAAUGUCAUGCAAAAGGACGGUACACGAGUGGCAAAUUGCAAUGAAUUCUUCCUAUAUUAAGAUUUAGCUAUGACGAUUUGGGGGAUGAAACAGUCAAGCUUUGUUUUCAAUAUUGUGCUUUAUUCCCGGAGGACUUUGAGAUAGAAAAAGAAGUUUUAAUUGACUAUUGGAUUGGAGAAGGGCUUAUAAAGGGCAGAAGUAGGGAUUUUGCUGUGAACGAUGGUUAUAUUAUAAUUGGUAAACUUGUCCGCACAUUUUUAUUGAUGAAUGACGAAUCCAAAGGGGGGUAGUCAAAAUGCAUGAUGUGGUCCGUGAAAUGGCCUUGAGGAUAGCAUGUUUGAGUCCAUAUAAUGCAUCUAAUUUCAUUGUGGAGACUGGAACCUCUUUACACGACCUUCCAGAUUACAAUACAAGUCAAGGGAUGGAAGUGGGAAGGAUGUCGCUGAUGGGUAAUCAAAUUCAGAAAGGGUUUUGCAGUUCUAACUGUCCUGAGCUCCUGACACUGUUCCUCCAUAAUAACGACUUGCUGGAUUUGUCUAGUCAAUUCUUUUGGUCUAUGCCAAAGCUCGUGGUGUUGGAUCUUUCCCGGAAGUACAACCUCAGAAAGUUGCCAGAUAUUUCAAAUUUGACCACCUUGCGGUAUCUCGACUUAUCACACACAGAGAUAAAGCUGCUGCCUUCUGGUUUAGAUAAGUUGGAAAGUCUGAUACACCUGAAUUUGGAAUUUACGGUGGACCUCCAAAAUAUUGAUAGGAUAACGAGGUUAAGAAAGCUGCAAGUGUUAAAAUUACUUGGUUCAAGCUCCAAAUAUAGUUCUUUUUUGGGUUUAUGUGCGAUACUAGACUUGAAAACUUUAGAAGUUUUGACCAUAAGUAUAGACGACGACAUUUGUUGGGAAAUACUUCAGUGCAACAGUAGUCUGGCAAGGUGUAUUCAAGUUCUAUCUCUAAGAACAUUCAUAUUGCCAGCAAUCAGAGUACAAGUUGGGCCAGUCUGGUAUAGUCUUCGCAAGCUGGAAAUACAAGGUUGUAAAUUCUCAGAGAUAUAUAUAGAUAUGGGAGGCAAUGAAAAUCAGGGAUCGUUCAAGCAGUGGAUUCUUCCCGAAUUUCUCUGACGUAGAAAUAAUCAACUGUGACAGUUUAAGGCAUUUGACAUGGCUCAUCUUUGCUCGAAAGCAGACCCAUCUACGUGUAGUACGGUCACGGCUGAUAGAAGAAAUAAUAUGCAAAUAGAAGACGUUAGAUGAGCAAAGUGAAGAGGUCCCUUUUCUAAGAUUUCAAUUCCUUCACUUACAAGAUCUUGGUGAACUAAAGGCAGUGCACUGGAGCCCUCUUCAUUUCCCCUGUCUGACCACAGUCGUCAUAUUGGGGUGUCCAAAGCUGAAGAAACUUCCACUACAUUCUGAAAGUGCCAAGGGACAGAACCUUGUUAUAGACGCAGAGAAGGAGUGGAUUGAAGAACUUGAAUGGGAAGAUGAGGCUACUAAGCAACGGUUUUAUCCAAGCUAACUUCAUAAAGUUUUUAACGUUUCUCUGAGGGGAGCAAUGUAUGCCGGAGAAGAAGAUCCCACAUGAUGCAAUUUCUCUUCUUCCUUUGAAUUAGAAAAACCCCUCUUAUUGGUUGGUUUUUGUGUGCCAAUUUGUGGUUUGUGAACGCAUGAUGAGUUUGUCUUAUGCUUACUGGUUUGGUUUUGUUCCCUUUUUGCGCAUGUGUGUGAAUUUGUUGUGGAUGUUGGUUUUUUCCCUAUCCUUGUGUUAAAUUCGUGUUUGUUUUAUUGAGGCUAAGAAACGGUGCGUUUUGCUAAGAAGGGUGAAAAUUUGGGCGAUCAAGAGUUAGGGUUUCGUGUUCAAAAAGAUUGCUUGCCGGUGCCGUCAGGCUGCUCGGAGAAGUGAUGUCGGAGAUACUGGAAGAGUCGCCAAGGGUCUCCAGUCCUAAGACGAAGGGUUCGUGGGUUUCAGUGGUUCAAAAUAAGCAAGUUCUACAAAAAUUCGACAUUAACGUCACAACUUCUGAAGGGAAGAACUCUGUGGAGAUCCCGGAUGAAGUUUUCGAAAACGCUACACCACUAUGGGAGGAUUUCCUGGUCGUUAAUUUCUUGAACACAGCACCUCACGUUGCAAAGGUUCAUGUUAUUCUCAACAAAAUUUGGAAACAGGGAGCAGAUUCACAGAAAAUCGAUGUCUAUGAAGUUAAUUCCACUACACAGAGGUUUCGGGUUUGUGAUCCAUUGGUUCGAGCCCGCAUUCUCAAAAGGGGUAUGUGGAACAUUGCAGAAGUGCCAAUGGUAGUCUCUAAGUGGUCGCCGAUCACUGAAAGGGAUCAACCAGAGGAAAAAUCGAUUCCCUUGUGGGUUUACCUGAAGCAGGUUCCGUUGAACAUGUAUUCAUGGGAAGGGCUGAGUUUCAUCACAAGUGCUGUGGGGAUUCCAGUGCGUUUACAUCCGGAAACAGCAGCUUGUUCAAAUUUUGAUGUUGCAAAGGUAUUUGUUCGGGCGGAUUUGUCAAAAGAAUUGCCUAAAAAGAUAUGUUUCUCUAAGAAUGGGACAGAUUUUUGGGUUGACUUCAGCUAUCCAUGGCUGCCUCCGCGAUGCACCAUAUGUGAUAAAUGGGGUCACCUGGAAACUAGAUGUGUGGCAAAUUUAAAGAAGUCAGAGAUAAGCAGCCAGGAAGUACCUAAAGCCAUAGAAAGCAAGUCCCUUGUGGAGAUAAGCAGUCAGGAGGUUCCUAAUUUAAGCAUAGUAUUGGAAAAGGGUGCAAGUAUAGAAACAGAGCAAGUGGCAGAGAAAGUUACUACAGAAAUGAGUCAAGAAGCUAGUACCAAUAUAGUGGAUGCAAAUGGGGACGACACAGACCAGUGGACCACAGUGUCGCCUUCUAAGGCGAGUCGUAGUCCAAAUAAAGACUUUGUUUUACAACAGAAUACAGCGUUACCAGUUGCUUCAGCAUCGAAGUUCGCAGUUCUUAGUGUGGAUGAGGAGGAAGAAGGAGAAAUUAGAGAAAACGCAGAAGGUAAGGAAGAGGAAAUUAACACUGUGGAGAAAAAUGGGGAAACAGUUCAGAUUCAGGAAGAUGUAGUGAAAGUGGGAGCAGAGGGUGUGGUGAAUCCUCCAGCUACACGGGUCUACAAGAAAAAAAGGGCACUUCGGCGACUUCAACUCAUGUAACUAAGGACUCGAUCCCAGUUACUUCGAGCAAGAGGUCCACCCGAAGAAAUCUAUAAAUGACGUGCUUCUCAUGGAAUGUGCGCGGUUUUAACA
Messenger RNA from Arabidopsis lyrata subsp. lyrata, 5923 nucleotides. RefSeq lists its product as uncharacterized. The transcript has 2 exons. Lineage: Eukaryota; Viridiplantae; Streptophyta; Magnoliopsida; Brassicales; Brassicaceae. Bases 4559 to 5830 code for a protein of 423 amino acids. The record is from RefSeq and is a predicted model, not a curated record.